GUUUCAUCCCAACAAUACAGAUAGGACACUUCCAAAGGAUCUCAAUUUGAGAAGGAAAGGGAGCCGUGAAAUUUGGAAAAUGAUGGGCAGUUCCCGUUCAUGGGCUUAUAUGCGGAUCAUCGCCGGUACCAUUGUCGGCGGUGUUCUUGGCUUCUAUGUAAUGCACCGCGUUGAAGUUGGCUAUAAGGAGAAGAUGAAAGAAAGAUUAAGACAAUACGAAAUCGAACUAAAGAAGAAAGAACAAAUGAAAGAGCUUGAAGACUCGUCAUAGUUGUUUUUGCAGGUGCGGGAUACAUUAUCUGAUGCUGCAGUCUCUCGGAAGUUUGGGGAAUUUUUUGUCAACUGGGCUUUGUCCUUCAAGAUUUGAAGCUGUUUGAGUUUGUCACUAUUCAAUUCCCUGCAUUUUCGUGUGGCAGGGCGUUUGAAAUCAUGCGAGUAUAUACCCCAUUCCACCACUAAGAAUUUUUUUAUGGCUUGAAUUUGUUGGUGAAUGUUCAUCGUGGCGUCAAAUUCAGAAUUUUUAUUAGAAAGGUUAAUGGAUCCUUGGCGCUCUCGAUUAAUGCUCAUACUUCAUUGCAUUUGUACUGUCAUAAACAUGGGUGAAUGAAAAUUGGAUUUCAUAUUCAUAUAUUCGUCCUUGAAAUGCUGAAAAAGGGCGACUUUUCA
Cucurbita moschata (crookneck pumpkin) is the source of this 666-nucleotide messenger RNA. RefSeq lists its product as uncharacterized. The record is from RefSeq and is a predicted model, not a curated record. The coding region runs from base 80 to 271 and encodes 63 amino acids. The transcript is spliced from 4 exons. NCBI's taxonomy places the organism in Eukaryota, Viridiplantae, Streptophyta, Magnoliopsida, Cucurbitales, Cucurbitaceae.